AUCGCGUGGACAAUACCAACGGACACACGAAAAAGUAAAAAACAACCCCUUAGGGCUUUGAAAAGCCAGCAUGCAGUUUUGGGUGUUAAGUUUGGUGAUCGUGUCUGUUUUCGGAAAGUUGCUACUAGCACUUCACCAAACAGCCAUUGAUGGUCCGUUUCGAGUGGAUGAGGAGGAUGCUUACUUGAGUGUGCCACAGUUAAUUUGGAAGUAUGGGUAUCAUGUGGAAAUCCACGAGAUACAAACGGAGGAUGGCUAUCUGCUUGAUCUGUACCGUAUCCCUGGCCGUAGAGCUGCUUCUGGGCAACCCCCUCUACGACCGUAUCGUAAUGCGCCAGUAUUCCUGAUGCACUCGUUGUUAAGCAGUUGUGCCGAUUGGGUGUUGAUGGGCCCAGGACGAGGUCUAGCCUAUCUACUCGCAGACAGUGGUUAUGAUGUGUGGAUGGGCAACGCUCGCGGUACACGCUACUCGCGCAAACAUAUCCGCCUAAAUCCCGAUCGUUCGAGCAAAUUUUGGCAGUUUACUUGGCACGAAAUCGGUCUGUAUGAUGUGCCAGCUAUGAUCGAUCAUGUGCUAAAUGUGACCGGCUACCAGCGGUUGCACUACGUUGGGUUCUCCCAAGGAACGAUGGUGUUUUUCGUGAUGCUCUCGAAGCGUCCUGAGUAUAAUGGAAAAGUGAUCGACGUGCAGGCGAUCUCUCCAUCCGUUUACAUGUACCGACUGAAGGGCCGUUUAGUACGUUCGAUUGUUAAACAUGCAGAUCAGCUGGUUUACGGGCUGCGAACCUCUGGAUGGAACGAAAUUCUCCCACGAAGUCAAUUCCUUGCCCCGCUGGCCCAAAUAGGAUGUGCCAACUCGAACGUCACCUUCUGCCGAGAGCUGCUAUACGAUGUGGCUGGAAAGAAUCCUACUCAGGUAGACGAUAAACUUUUGCGAGUUUUCCUGGGCCAUUUUCCAGCCGGAGCAUCCUUGCGCCAAUUGCAUCACUUUUCACAGAUCAUCCGGACAGGACGAUUCGCGGAAUAUAGUCGAGUUACUGAACUGAAGCAAUCACUAGCAUAUCGUGAGCCGCUGCCACCGCUCUAUAAUCUUAGUCGAGCAAUUCUUCCGGUAGUGGUCUAUUAUGGAAUUAACGAUCACGUUGUUUACUACCGGGACGCACUACAACUAGCAGACGAGGUUCCUAACCUAGCUGCUGUUUACCAGAUUGAAGAUCCACUGUUUACCCACAGCGAUUUCAUAUUAGCCAAAAAUGCUGCACGAUUGCUUAAUACUAAGGUGUUGUGGGAAAUCGAGAAAUAUGACCAACAUUCCUAUAACAGCAAGGAUAACUCCCGGUACUAAAAGUGCCCGCCAAGCUGCUUAGCAAUCAAUCAGUAAUCAACCCCUCCGUUGCCAAAGGUCCGCACUAUGGAGAACCAAGUAUUAUUUUUUUGCACCAGCUAAAACAUGCUCUACAGUCGUCGUCUACAGCGUCGGCACUGUAAUGCAGGUACAUGACUACAAUUUACUUACUAAAUACUCACUUGCAGUACAGCGGUAGCUUUACCUAGUAAACGGAACGUAAUGAUCUUGAUGUAAAUCGUAUUCCAUCGCUGAUACGAUCACUAAAUGAUGGUUUUACUUUUCUGUAAGGAGUACGCUGCCAGCGAUACAAUAUAUGAGAUGAUUAAUUAUCAGGCCGAAACCACCGCUGGCGAUUGUACGUUACGGUUCCUAACCAGACGAAUGCAAGCCAAGUUAUUGAUAUCUGACAAAAUGCUACAUGCUGUGCUCCUCAUAUGAGUUAUGUGCCCUUGGGUCAUCUGCAAAGCUAAAUCAGCUGUCAGCAAAAUAAAAUUCAAUGUCAGCUUUCAGAGGCUUAGAUACCAGAAACAAGAUACCAGGCACAGAUGCCCUUAGUUUGUAAAUUGUAAGUUAUUAAAUGAAAAAGUAACCGCUUUUUAUUGUGCUAGAUAAUUUACGUAUACGAAUAGGACAGGAUGGAUACACUGUAGUUUCAACUUUGUGUUUGAGAGUUUAUAUUGCUUUACUGAUUGCUACAAAUGAAAUUGAAUGGCCAGCUCAUAAUAAGUAGCAUAA
Molecule: messenger RNA, 2083 nt
Organism: Anopheles aquasalis
Lineage: Eukaryota; Metazoa; Arthropoda; Insecta; Diptera; Culicidae
Product: lipase 1-like
Biological process (GO): lipid metabolic process
Molecular function (GO): hydrolase activity, acting on ester bonds
Source: RefSeq, a predicted model, not a curated record